Xiphias gladius (swordfish) is the source of this 1867-nucleotide messenger RNA. It is a transcript of the gene ankdd1b, whose product is annotated as ankyrin repeat and death domain containing 1B. Gene Ontology annotation, biological process: signal transduction. The record is from RefSeq and is a predicted model, not a curated record. The coding region runs from base 166 to 1827 and encodes 553 amino acids. The transcript is spliced from 15 exons. Lineage: Eukaryota; Metazoa; Chordata; Actinopteri; Istiophoriformes; Xiphiidae. Gene Ontology annotation, molecular function: protein binding.
GAACUACAUGAAACUCCGUAUAACUGCGUUUUUCAUCUCUCUUUUUCCUGAUCCGUUUCCUUGGAUAUUUGGUUCGGUUGGCUUUCAGCGCAUACAUUAGACUGUUUAUUACAUUAGGCCAAGUCCACCGUGGUAACACAAAAAGGUCAUUUAUAGAGCUUCCCAAUGGAGAGAAGAGCUUUGGCUUUGAGGGCAAUGAUCAAGAAGCAUAGUCCUAAGAAGGAAAAUCUGGACCCUCGAAAGUGGAUGAGAGAGGAGGCUGUGAGGGGCUUUGCUGACUUUAUACUGAACAAGCACUUGGACUUAGAGACAGACAACAGCUUUGACAACAAAGAGAUGUUGCUUGAUGGAGAGAAGCAGUUUAUGGAAGCAGCUAAGAGGAAUGAUGUGGAGACCAUGAAGACUCUUGGAAGAGGGCUGAACGCCAAUGCAAGGAAUGUGCAUAAUAGGACUGCCCUUCACUAUGCAGUAGCUGGCAAAAACAAGGAAGCUGUUCAGUUUCUUCUACAGCGCAGGGUAAAGGUGGACCAAAAGGACAAGUAUGGUGUGGCACCCAUUCAUUUGGCUGCCUGGUUUGGCAGUUUGGAGAUCCUGAAAUUAUUAGUGCAGGCUGGGGCUGAACACAAGGUUGAGAACGAGGAAGGACAGAACAUUAUGCACUGUGCUGCUAUCAACAACCACACUGAAAUUGUUGAGUAUAUUAUUAAUGACCUACAAAUGAAAGAACUAGACAAAGAUGACCAGUCAGGGCACCGGGCGUUUGCAUUGGCGGCAGAGCAUGGGUGUGUUGAAAUGUUAGAGAUGCUGAUGGAGCCAUACAAAAUGGCCACCAUGAAGCCCAACAAGAGAGGGGACACGCCCCUGCACUUAGCUGCCAGGAACGGCCACUUGGACGCCGUCCAACUGCUGCUGCAGAGCUUUGAUACUCGGGAUGAAGUCAAUAUGGAUCGUGAGACAGCACUCUACCAGGCUGCAGACAACAGUCAGGAAGAAUGUGUCCUCGCUCUGCUGGAGGCUGGCUGUGACCCCAACAUCCUCACAACGGCCAAAUGCAGUGCCCUCCAUCCAGUUUCAGAAAGAGGAGACACAUCUCUUGUUCAAAUCCUCUUACCGUACAAAGCCCACACUGACUUUCAGAAUCAGCACCUUGAGGCUCCUCUCCACCUGGCAGUGAAGAACAGCCACAUCACUGUUAUCCAUUCUCUACUGGAUGCUGGCUGCAACGUUAAUGUCACCGAUAAGAGGUCCCAGACUGUUAUGCAUCUUGCUGCAGAGCUGGCCAGAAUAGAAAUUGUGGACAUGCUUCUUAAAGCCAGGCUGGAUCUGGCACUUCAGGAUAGGCAGGGCAAGACGGCUCUGGGUGUGGCAGCUAGAGCAGAUGAGGUGAUUAUUGUGGACAUGAUCAUCAAAGCAGAGAGAUACUAUGCCUGGAGGAAGGCCAACCCUGAGCUUAAUGAGAGUGUUCACAACGAGUUUCCGCUAACGUUUAAACUCGACCACCGCAAUGAGACCAGGCGACUCCGUUCGAUGGCCUGGCACCUGGCGUACGAGCUCCUGAAACCAGCAGACUGGAAAAGACUGGCAGAACACUGGGAUUUCACUAAGGAGCAAGUGUCUGCCAUUGAGGAGCAGUGGACAGGUCAGCACAGCUACCAAGAACAUGGGAACAGGAUGCUGCUGAUCUGGCUCCACGGGGAAGAGUUGGCUCAGAAGAGCCCUGCAAAAGAACUCUACCAGGGCCUCGUCCUCACAGGCAACAGGAAAGCUGCAGAUAAGAUUCGGAUGGAGGCAGAGAGUGCCAGCAAUAAGAGCUGCAGCGUUUCAUGAGGAUAAACACUGCAACAUACGGACUGACAAAAUUAACUCC